Lolium perenne is the source of this 2302-nucleotide messenger RNA. Its product is annotated as probable indole-3-acetic acid-amido synthetase GH3.2. NCBI's taxonomy places the organism in Eukaryota, Viridiplantae, Streptophyta, Magnoliopsida, Poales, Poaceae. Gene Ontology annotation, cellular component: cytoplasm. The record is from RefSeq and is a predicted model, not a curated record. Gene Ontology annotation, molecular function: acid-amino acid ligase activity.
AACCGCCUCCUCACCUCUCUGCCAUACACACUUUCAGAACAAACGUUCGUUGCAGCCAGAGAAGAACAACCCAGCAAGAAACACCCACCGAUCCAUCCAUUUGCCCCAACACAGGCCGUUAAGCUCGGGUUCCUUGGUCGUUUGGCGCGCCAUGGCUCCGGCGACGGCGGAAACGGUGGCGGUGGCGGCGGCGGGGAGGGUGAAGACGGCGCUGGGAGUGGCGGCGUGCGAGCGCGACGCCGAGAAGCUGGAGCUGAUCGAGGAGCUGACCAAGGGCUUCGACGCCGUGCAGGAGAAGGUGCUGGCGACCAUCCUGGCGCGCAACAACGGCGCCGAGUACCUCCGCCGGCACGGCAUGGAGGGGCGCACGGACCGCGACGCCUUCAAGGCCCGCGUCCCCGUCGUCACCUACGAGGACCUCCGCCCGGAGAUCGAGCGCAUCGCCAACGGCGACCGCUCCAACAUCAUCUCCUCCCACCCCAUCACCGAGUUCUUGACCAGCUCGGGGACGUCAGCCGGGGAGAGGAAGCUAAUGCCCACCGUGGAAGAUGAGCUGGACAGGAGGCAGAUGCUCUACAGCCUUCUCAUACCCGUCAUGAACCUGUACGUGCCAGGGCUGGACAAGGGCAAGGGUCUCUACUUCCUCUUCAUCAAGUCGGAGACGAAGACGCCCGGCGGCCUCCCGGCGAGGCCGGUGCUGACGAGCUACUACAAGAGCGACCAAUUCAAGCACCGCCCCUACGAGCCGUACCUGGUGUACACCAGCCCCACCGCCGCCAUCCUCUGCACCGACUCCUUCCAGUCCAUGUACUCGCAGAUGGUGUGCGGCCUCCUGGCCCGCACUGAGGUCCUCCGCGUAGGCGCCGUCUUCGCCUCUGGCCUGCUCCGCGCCAUCCGCUUCCUGCAGCUCCACUGGAAGGAGCUGGCCCGGGACAUCGAGACCGGCACCCUCAGCGCCAAGAUUGUCGAGCCGUCCAUCCGCGACGCUGUGGCCGAGGUCCUCAAGCCGAACCCUGAGCUGGCCGCAUUCGUGGCCGCCGAGUGCGCCAAGGACGACUGGGAGGGGAUCAUCACUAGGAUGUGGCCCAACACAAAGUACCUGGACGUGAUCGUCACGGGGGCCAUGGCGCAGUACAUCCCGACGCUCAAGUUCUACAGCGGGGGGCUCCCAAUGGCGUGCACCAUGUACGCCUCCUCCGAGUGCUACUUCGGGCUCAACCUCCGCCCCAUGUGCGACCCGUCGGAGGUGACAUACACCAUCAUGCCCAACAUGGGGUACUUCGAGCUGAUGCCGCACGACCCAGAGGCACCACCGCUGUCCAAGGACGACCCACCACCGCGGCUCGUGGACCUGGCCGACGCCGAGGUGGGCAAGGAGUACGAGCUGGUGAUCACCACCUACGCGGGGCUCUGCCGCUACCGUGUCGGCGACAUCCUCCACGUUGCCGGCUUCCACAACGCGGCGCCGGAGUUCAGGUUCGUGCGCCGCAAGAACGUGCUCCUCAGCAUCGACUCCGACAAGACCGACGAGGCGGAGCUGCAGGCGGCGGUGGAGAGGGCGGCGAAGCUGCUGGAGCCGUACGGCGCGACCAUCGUGGAGUACACGAGCGAGGCGGACGCGACCACCAUCCCGGGCCACUACGUGGUGUACUGGGAGCUGAUGCUCAAGGACCGCCUCGACGGGCUGUGGCCGGAGGCGGCGGUGUUCGAGAAAUGCUGCCUGGAGAUGGAGGAGGCGCUCAACUCCGUGUACCGGCAGGGGCGCAGCGGGGACGCCAUCGGACCGCUGGAGAUCAGGGUGGUGCGCGGCGGCACCUUUGAGGAGGUCAUGGACUACGCCAUCUCCCGCGGCGCAUCCAUCAACCAGUACAAGGCGCCCAGGUGCGUCUCCUUCGGGCCUAUCAUCGAGCUGCUCAACUCCAGGGUGCUCUCCAAGCACUUCAGCCCGGCCUGCCCCAAGUACGGCCCUUACAAGAAGUGAAACCAAUCCCCCUACUGGAUUCCAUCUUCCUCUCUAUCAACCCAUCCAUCUCAUAUGGCAUUGUGCUAGCUUAAACAUGCCGCUAUGCUAGCUAGUGAUCUACUAGUCUACUAUAAUAAUGUGUUCUGUCCAUUUCCGUGUGACAAUACCUAGCUGCUUUCAUUUCGUCGAUAUUAGAUUAUGCUAGUUACAAUGUGCAUCUGUGGUCUCAGUUCUUAAGUGGAAUCAAGUGGCAUGUGUAUGUAAUGGUAAGUUGGGAAUUCAUCAUUUUUAACCGAAUGCAUGAUAGAUCGGUCUGGUUGGCUAUCUAACUUUUGUUGA